AAGGCAGUGCCGGGAGCGUGGGCGUGGGGUGGGUCGUGCCCGAUGGUCUCUGCCGCUAAUGCCGUGUCUCUGCCGCUGCGCAGGAGUCCCGGCGGGUAUAAUUCACCUACCGCCGGCUUCAGCAGGAAAGAGGCUAAUCCCAUUGCGCCAUUUACCGGGCCCGCCGCGGGUUAGGUGAGGCGGAGGUGUGCGCCCCGGGCCUGGGCCGUGGGCCGUGCCCCUGCCCGGCUGGCCCCCCGCAGGAUGUCCGUAACAGAUCAAGCCUUUGUGACCCUUGCUACCAAUGACGUGUACUGUCAAGGAGCUCUGGUUCUCGGACAGUCGUUGAGGAACCAUACGACAUCUAGAAAACUGGCAGUACUAAUUACACCAGUGGUUUCCAGUGGGAUGAGGUCUGUCCUCCGCAGUGUGUUUGAUGAAGUAAUUGAAGUGGAUGCACUUGACAGUGCUGACUCAGUCCGUUUGGCUCUGAUGCAGAGGCCAGAACUGGGUGUAACCUUCACUAAACUUCACUGUUGGACUCUUACUCAUUAUAGCAAAUGUGUCUUCAUGGAUGCGGACACUUUGGUGCUUUGCAACGUUGAUGAAUUGUUUGAUCGAGAAGAGUUCUCAGCAGCUCCUGAUUCUGGCUGGCCUGACUGCUUUAAUAGUGGUGUAUUUGUGUUCCGACCUUCUUUGAAAACUUACGAUCUACUGCUCCGGUUUGCUGCUGAACAUGGCAGCUUUGAUGGAGGUGAUCAAGGCUUGUUGAAUAGCUUCUUCAGCAACUGGGCAACAGCAGAUAUUGGCAAACACUUACCUUUCCUCUAUAACUUAAGCAGCAAUGCUGUAUACACCUAUGUUCCUGCUUUCAAUCAUUUUGGUAGAGAUGCCAAAGUUGUUCACUUCUUGGGAGCGACAAAGCCCUGGAACUACAAAUAUAACCUUCAAACAAAAAGAGUUAUGCAGGAUGGCACCACCUCUGGAUCUUUUCAUCAACUGUCAUUUCUUGCCCUCUGGUGGAAUAUAUACAGCGCCAGUAUAUUGCCUUUGUUAGAAAAACUUCAAAAGAUGGAAGAAUCGGAAUCUGAGGAAUGCAAGCACACUUUCAAUGGAGUUGAAAUUACACUGAAAAAGGUCAGUCCUCCUGUGGCCAAUUCGCUGCAAACGCCUGUGCUUCCAGAGCAGACACACGAAACACAGCCCACAGCUUCUUCACCCGAGGAACUCACUUUCGAAGCUUGGCUGUAUUUUAGCAACCUGUAUGUGAAGUUGAAAAAAGCGGUUCUAACAUCCAUCCCUCUGAGCCUGACAGACCUUCAGAACAACUUGUAUUUCAUCCUGCGUUUCAGGAAACCUCAGAACUGGCCGAGGUCACACAUUCUGUUUCAGAGCUGUCUAUUCACUUCAAACCAGAAGAACCGAGUCCAGAAGAGGAACGGAGAAAAUGGGAGGAAGGGCGUAUGGACUAUAUGGGGAAAGAUGCUUUUGAACAUAUCAAAAAAAAAUUGGAUGCAUUUUUACAUUAAGAUGGAGUACUCUGUAAUGGCCAUCAUGGUCUAUGUUUCUUCUAUAAAUACAAUCCUUUAAUACUUGGCUAUCUGCAUAGUUUAUUUGACACCAAAGUUAGAGGCAGAUAUGGGCUCUCAUAUUUUGGGGGAAUAUUAACAGAUACAGAGUCUUGUUUUUUUAACUGUUAAGUGUGCCUCAUCUUUAUUGUUAUGUGUGUCUCACCUUCAUUGCUCUCCCAUAGUGCCUUCUGAAGUAUAACCAAUGGUACCCUCUGAGUCAGAACUCUCAUACUUAUCACUCUUCCCUGCUCCUCCCCAUAAGUCUUCUGCAAAAACGGUCAUGAGUGUGAAAUGUAUUGGAAGUUGAGCUUAUUUCAAAAGUACUUAAAAGAUACUAUAAAACUAUUUAAAUAAAAACUUGCUUCUUGAAGCCAAGUUACCACUUUCAAGGGCAACCGUAGCAUAGGCUUCAAUAUGAGAAAGAAGUGGGGAGAUAAAAUCCUGGCCUCACAGGAGUAUGCAACACAACUUUUUAAUUUAAGUGUAUUUAGGAUUAGAGGAAAUUUAGUCUUUGUCUGAGAUCACUAAUGGGUGUUCUCCCUGUUUAUAGGAAGCUGCCCAGCUUCAUCACCAACAUAAUGAAGACUGGUGUAAAACUCUUAAAAUAGACAGAUAAUGUAUGUUAACUUUUUAUAUUGUUGCUGUAGGAUACUGUUGCUUUUGUAAAUAUUGUUAGCUUUACUUGCAUAUUCAGAGGAAGACAUCCUGACACUAUGGUGUAAACCUUCUGGUGCUUUAUAUCAAUUUGUUUACAGUACUUCAAACUGCAGUUGACAAAGGCAUUGUCCUUGUUUAGUGUGGUUGCCCCAUAUUGCAGGCAGUUGGAGAGCAACUGAAAACACAGUUUGCUCUUGUUUUACUAAAGAGGCCCUUUGAAGAUCUUUUAAACAAUAGCUGUGUGUGGGAACUAAUAAAUCUGUGAGUGUAGCUCCAGAAAAAUCUACUGGUGAGAUCCCAUUAUAUUAAGUAUAUUUAUGGGGGAUUUCUUUGUGAAUUUGAGUAUUUAAAUUUUACUAGUCUCAGCAAGUUUGUCUUGACGAACAAAGAAAAAGAAACACUUUGAAAGAAAGAAGCUUGACAGGCAUGCUAAUAUGGUAACAGAUUUGACAGAGUUAUUCAUAACACCCCUUAAUAUUAGAAUAAGAAUUCUGCUGAUGCAGGACUUGAAAUACAUUUCAGUCUUAAUAAGUCACAAAUGUUGGUACAGAUAUACCUAAUGAAAUAACUUGGGAAUUCUGUUUAAAAAACAGUGAUGUGACGUUAUGCAUCAGAGGUAUUGCCAUAGAUGCUAGUGGAGAAGGAGGCUAGGUAAGAGUGAAGGAACUUUUGUUUCUUUUUCCUCCAUCAAAGAAGAUGGAGGGAUGCAGGGAAUAAUUUACACAAAUUAGGAAAGGAACGAAAGAGCCAAAAGGUCCCAUAAAGGAAGAAAAACCAUGUUUGAGUAUUUUAGAAUUAAUUUCUAAUAUUCACAGUAGUGGAUUUGCUUUUACUUUUGUGGGGUAUUUCUGAUUUUGUCUAGUUCUUUUUCUCAUUAAUUCUAAGCAGUCUUAAAGUGGGAAUCUCCUCGGUGUGUCUACUGCAUUCAAGCUUUUAGUUCAAAUUAGAUUUUUAGGAUCUCUGAAGUCAAAGAGAGAAAUGUCCAGAAGAUUAUUCUUCUCAAUUUCUCCAUCGAUCAUAAAGGAACCCUCAAUAGCCUGCCUCUCCUGGGUAGGUGACCUUUGCUUGUCAACACAGGUAGGUGCAUUCUUCCUCUUGUGUGUGGCCUGGUGCAGAACUAUGUGGAGGUUACAGCAGCUACAGUGUACUCUUACUUGUCUGGUGUUUGAUCUGCUGACUAUCCCUGUUUCCUAAUGAACUUGUGCACUUCUGACAAAGUUCUCUGUUUUAUAAGCAUUAUUGCUAAUAUAAUUCAGUUUUUUGAAGACUGUAUAAAACUGUAGCCAACAAUGUUAACUCAUGCUUUGUGCAGCUGUACUUCUUACAGUAACUCCUAGAUCUUGCUGGGAACAUUAAUUAGGUUAUUGGAAAAGAAUUACUGACAUGAAAUCAGUAGCCAAAAGGUUUUAAAGUAGGCAUAUGAAUGUAGUAAAAGGAGCUGUCAUGGAAUACAUUUGAAAAUACUAAUAUGUAAAAUGGUACUGAGUAUGGAUUUUACAAUGUUUUUCAAAGUACAUUAAUGUCAUGGAAAUAAAAUGGAAAUGGAAAGGACAUAUGAAGUCAUGUGCUUAUGAGAUGAUGCAGAGUUACAGGUUGUUUAUGUUGUGCCAGGGAAUAUUAUUUGUGACUGACUGGUUACUUUAGUAUGUUUUUUAAUUGUAUUAAAUUGCUUUUGAGACAUUAGCACUACCUGCUGAGCAGAAUUAAAAGGUGUGAGUUAUUAUUUGUACAGACAUACGUAAUUAUAAGUUGUAGGACCUCUUGAUUAGUG
This is a messenger RNA of Calidris pugnax (ruff), 3978 nucleotides long. RefSeq names its product glycogenin 2 (gene GYG2). Bases 244 to 1569 code for a protein of 441 amino acids. The record is from RefSeq and is a predicted model, not a curated record. NCBI's taxonomy places the organism in Eukaryota, Metazoa, Chordata, Aves, Charadriiformes, Scolopacidae. The transcript has 9 exons. Gene Ontology annotation, cellular component: cytoplasm. Gene Ontology annotation, molecular function: glycosyltransferase activity.